AGCGCCGCACGCUUCGCGUCCCCGUUCACCGCCCCGCGCUCGACCGCCACACCGUGUGACGAGCUCGCUUCCGUGCCAGUGCCGUGCAGUGUGUGUGUCUGUGUGUCUGUGUGUGCGCGUGUGUUAGUGCGUCAGGAUCGUGCCGGAUUUUUGCCACCCGGAGUACGACGGUGUGCUUGUGCCUUGCAGUGCACCAGCAGACCGGGGUCCAGCCGGCCGGACUCGCCGACACCAGCUGGGAUGGCGCAGGCCCCGGGCCUGGGGCGUUAGAGCUUGCAGCCCUUGGGGGCCCCAGCGCGCCCCCCAGCGCGCCUCGCGAGGCCCCAGGCUAGGCCCAGGCCUGGCCCAGGCCUCGGCCAUGGGGCAAGCGAGGCUGGCUCUACCUCUCCCGGUGCUCCUGCUACCCCUGCUGCUGAGGGCGCCGACCACCAGUGCAGCCAACGCCAACUGGAUGUACCUGGGGCUGGUCGGCGUGCCGCCGCCGCUGCAGCAGGCCGCCCCCAGCGGCGGCUCCGGCGAGGGCGAGGGCCUGGACGUGAUCCUGGACGACCCCGAGCUGGCCGAGGCGCGCGCCGUGUGCGGCUCGCUGCCCGGCCUCAUCGGGGCGCAGACCAACGUGUGCAUGGAGCACCCCUCGGCCAUCAAGUCCAUCGCCGAGGGCGCGCGCAGGGGCAUCCAGGAGUGCCAGUUCCAGUUCCGGCACGAGCGCUGGAACUGCUCCACCAACGAGCACGAGCAGAGCGUCUUCGGGUACAUCCUGGAGCGGGGGAGCAAGGAGACGGCCUUCAUCUACGCGGUGACGAGCGCGGGCGUGGCGCACGCCGUGACCCAGGCGUGCUCUGGCGGCGAGCUCACGGACUGCGGCUGCGACCCGGGCAUCUCGGACCAGCGGACCACGCCGCAGGGCUGGAAGUGGGGCGGCUGCAGUGACAACCUCCACUACGGCCUGCAGUUCUCCAGGAAGUUCGUGGACGCCCCCGAGAGGACCAAGCCCAACAGCGGCGACCCGAAGGCCAGGAAGCAGUUCGCCGUCAGGGCCCGGAUGAACCUGCACAACAACGAGGCGGGCAGACAGGUGGUGAGCUCGCUGCUGCGCAUGCACUGCCGCUGCCACGGCGUGUCCGGCUCGUGCGAGCUCAAGACGUGCUGGCGGACGCUGCCCGCCUUCAGCGAGGUGGGCGACCUCCUCAAGCGGAAGUACCGCCAGGCCGUGCAGAUCACCGCGUCGCGCGGCCGCCGGCGGAUGCGGCGGAAGAGCAAGAACCCGCGCUCGGGCAGCAACCAGAGCAACAGGGGCGGCCGCAACAAAUGGAAGAGGUCGCUGUCGAAGGGCGACCUGGUGCACAUCCACAAGAGCCCCGACUACUGCGUGACGGACCCCGCGCGGGGCAUCGCCGGCACCAGCGGCAGGGCCUGCAACAAGACGGGCAGCGGCGCCCAGAGCUGCGACCUGCUGUGCUGCGGCCGCGGGUACAACACCCAGGUGGUGAAGCACGUGGAGCGCUGCCACUGCAAGUUCGUCUGGUGCUGCUACGUGACCUGCAAGACGUGCGAGACCGUGAUGGACAGGCACACCUGCAAAUGAGUCGGCGAGGCGGCAGGAGUACCAACCCAACACAGCGAGUCGUUGUUCUUGCGCACUCGACAGUAACGCCCUCAGCUGCUUUACCAAAUGCAAGACAACCCGAGGGGCGGCCCUGCCUGUGGCCCCGCGGCCUCGGCCCUACACUGGGCCCCACUCAGCGCGGUCGCAACUUUGAAAGGGUUUGUCGGAACUGAACGGCGGCCUGCGGGAUGGAGACAGACGCAUCCCGACAAACAAAAUUCAUUGAACAUUCGAAAUCCCACCGCGGACUCCCCAGGCCGUGCGUCUGUUGUAAAUAGUUUUCCAAUUUUAAAACCGUGUAACUGAGAGAUUUGUAGCGUGCUUCGGUAACUGACGUACUUAAUUUAUAUGCGUGACAACGUGUGUUGAGCAGAUGACACACAAAGCUGUACCCACCAAAUAUUAAUAUUGUCGUGCCGUGUGUGCGAGUUGGAGGGCACGCCCUCGGGCACGCCGCGAUGAAAUCGUGUUUGCCUUCUGCUUUCCCAGUGAAAAAGAGUCAAGUUCCCUGUACACUGGCGGAAGCGAACCUCGGUGUCUGUUGAACGCGAGAGCCGCACUCAAUGCCUUCUAGUGUAGUCAGCCUUUGUGCCAUUGACAAUGCCAUUCCAUUCGAUUCUCAACAGGUAGCUCUUUAUCCUCUAACCCGUAGUGUCAUCGCUUCUUGAAUAUAUCUGUAGAUAUUCUUUUUGCCGCGAAGUGAGCUCCUAGAGCUGUACUUAAGGAGUCAUGGCGAGAACUAUUGUGCUUGUAUAGAUACCUGCGUUACGGUUUGUAUAGUGUAGGUGUUAAGUGUUCUUGUCGACAUUUCGGAAUGGUGGCAGCAAAGCUUUGCUCCGCGCGAACGUUUCGACGCGUUUCAACCCAAAGUGGGCCUUCCACUGAAAUUUCUGAAUUAAAUUUUUACUGUGUCUUUAUCACACCAGUGAGCGGCGAAGUGUGGGCAUUGAUUUUAAAAGAUUGUGUGGUGGCAUAAUGAGCCCCACUGAAUGGAUUAUGUUUUUUGAAUCGUGUAUCCAGUUUUCACAUUUUUUUGAUGAUGAAAGUCUGUACAAGUCAUUAAUUUUUAAAUCUAAACCAUUUUUUUUUAUUCCUUUAAAAAGUGUAAUGGUUUAUUUAUGUGCGCCUUAAGUUGUAUGGAUAUUCUAGCAUGCAUGAUUUUGACUUUCGGCUUGAUUCUAAGUUUUCUGUCUUUUCGGAGGCUUUAUUGUAAUCCAUUUACUAUUAAUUUCGUGUACGAAUUUCGAAUAGAUUUUGUCCACGGAUGUUCGCCGUGCGAUGGCGUUUCACCAUUUCUUUUGUAAAUACAUUGGCUUCUUCUCGACUAGCAUAGCCAUAUUAUAUAUUGUGUAGAUUCUUACAAAUGUACAAAUCAAAGUAAUUUAUAUCAAACUCUUUAUACUGUCCUAGUGAGUAGCCGAAAAAUAAAUUAUGUCAGCGACGAGGCA
This is a messenger RNA of Thrips palmi, 3054 nucleotides long. Its product is annotated as protein Wnt-16-like. Gene Ontology annotation, biological process: canonical Wnt signaling pathway; neuron differentiation; multicellular organism development. The record is from RefSeq and is a predicted model, not a curated record. The transcript has 8 exons. Gene Ontology annotation, cellular component: extracellular region. Bases 359 to 1585 code for a protein of 408 amino acids. Gene Ontology annotation, molecular function: frizzled binding; cytokine activity. NCBI's taxonomy places the organism in Eukaryota, Metazoa, Arthropoda, Insecta, Thysanoptera, Thripidae.